UCAGAGGAGGAAGAAGAACCCUAGCUACCCCUCUCACUCUCCCACCUCGCAUCCGGCAUCCUCCUCCCAUCGCCUCCUCCUCUCCGCUCGCUGUCUCCGGCGCAUCUUCCCCCUCGCCCCAAGAAUUCCUACCGGGAGCAGAAGCAGCCACCGCCGCCGCCGCCGCAGAGCAGGAGGAAUCCUCCAAGGAGAGAGGGGAUCAGUACUGCGGGAGGAGGAGGAGGAGCGAGACAGGGCAAAGUGAGGAGAGGAUGGUUUCGUUGUCGACGUGGUUCCGCUACGCCGCCCACAAGUUCGAGUACUCCAUCUCCCUCUCAUGGAAGAAGUACAAUGUUGGGCAGAUCAAUAGCACUGAGCUAACUGAUGCUAUAUGGAAAAGCUUCUUCCAAGGCAAGCUCACGUUUGCGCAUUGGACCAAAGGUGGUGAAGCCAUGGCCCCCAUUGUGGCUGCGACCGGAGGAACCGUCCUCGUCAGAAAGCUCGCUGCUUUGACCCCAAAACAAGUCUUUGUUGGGGACAUCGUCUUGUUGAAGGAUCCAGAGAAAUCUGAUGAUUUAAUUGUUCGACGACUGGCUGCCUUGGAAGGCUAUGAGAUUGUCUCUACUGACGAGAAGGACGAGCCCUUUGUACUUGACAAGGAUCAAUGCUGGGUCCUGGCUGAGAACCAAGUACUAAAGGCAAAGGAAGCUAGGGAUAGCCGCUUAUUUGGGCCUGUUCCUAUGACUGAUAUAGUUGGCAGAGUUAUAUAUUCUUUGAGAACAGCCGUUGAUCAUGGCCCAGUGGACAACAGCAAUAUAGCCAUGAGCCAGGAUUCACCGGUUUUGGCGGUAGAGCUCGACGUGGAAGAGCUGGCGAAGAACAAUAAGAUGUAGAUAAUGAUGGCCUGUGGUGUAUCAUUUCCUCAUGCGGGUUCUGUUAUUUGAAAUUAGUUGCUUCGAGCAGAACCUCCAUCUGAAGACUUCUUAGUUGUUCACUUAUCAUCUGGAGAAGUCAAUAAUAUUUCACCACAACAAAUAAGCAUAUAUGUUUGACGAAUUUUGAUCUUCCCCAUGUUUCAGUUGUUCUUUUUGCAUUUGUGCUUUCUUUUGUUGUUCAGAAGUCAGAACCUCCCCCUUGAAGACUUCUUCGUUGUUCA
Molecule: messenger RNA, 1135 nt
Organism: Brachypodium distachyon (stiff brome)
Lineage: Eukaryota; Viridiplantae; Streptophyta; Magnoliopsida; Poales; Poaceae
Exons: 5
Coding region: 252-872 (206 amino acids)
Molecular function (GO): serine-type endopeptidase activity
Source: RefSeq, a predicted model, not a curated record